Messenger RNA from Peronospora matthiolae, 1317 nucleotides. NCBI's taxonomy places the organism in Eukaryota, Oomycota, Peronosporomycetes, Peronosporales, Peronosporaceae. The record is from the annotation of a GenBank genome assembly.
AUGGACACGAUGGAUGCGUCCCUCAAGCUGGACGUGACACUCCUGGACAACAGUCUCGUCAAACCAAGACCACUUCACCCCGAACCGACGUCACUGUCGAAGCCACAAUCAAGUCGGCGACUCCCUCCUGACGUCCGACGAGCUCGCCAUCGGGAUCGAAUGCAGCGCCAACGUCUCUCGGAGAAGAAAAGUAUCGAGCUCAAGCGUCUUGAGGUCGACAGUCUGUCACAAGAGUUGACCCGUGUGACGAAGUCGCUGUUUAAAGAGCUUCCGGGGGACACGUGUUCACUUGAAGACCUUGAGUCGACGUCCUGUUGUUUCAAAAACGAGGACCACAAGCUAGAACUUGAGAGUGAGGAGCUCUGGAACAUGGAUCCGAGUGUAGCUGCUCGAGUGGUGCAGCACCGAUAUGUGCAUCUCGUGCUGCAACAAGGGACGAUCGCGAAGGAGAAUCGACGAUUGACCGAACGCUUUCGUGAAUGGCAGCGAUUUAUGAAACUCAUAGCAGUUGAGGAAGAGCGAUUACAGCCGACGGAAGCCAUAGCUCUCAAGGACAAGCUGGAGCAAGAACGUGAACAAGUUGUCGCAGGACAAUGGCUGACGUUUAUCCACGGAGAGCCAGUUCUGUUUUACCAGCCGAUUUCAAGGAACGCGUGCCACGAACUCAUGUAUACGGGGUACCAACGAAUGCAGGAAUUAUCAUGGGGACCGGGUGCCAGGGAUCUCUAUAAUGAAGCUUUUGGCUGGAAAGUGUGCUUUUCCAUGUAUCAGGACCACAGUGAGGUGGGCGAUGGUGUGCGAAAGGCACAGAUGCAACAUCGAUUUUUCAAGAAAAUUAGUGCCAUUGACGCUAAUGGAGAACGCGUUAACGGUGACACGUUGGCGCAAGUGACGUGGAAAAUCAUCAAUGAAAACGCCGUCAUGAGCAUGCGCUUUGUGUGUUUGGUUGCGGAAGUGCACGACUGCGUCAUUAUCGACAGCUCUGAUGCGAUCGACACGACCUUAGAAGGCAAUGCUCGACGUCGCGUGACGAUCAUGAGCUCGCUCUUUGAUCCGAACAAAGUGUUUCCUUACAUCGACACCCACGUACCUGAUGCGACAUUUGAGUGGAUGCGGGACGGCCUAAGCUACCUAUCGUUCACUGAAUAUAACGAUGAGGAAAUGAUAGAGAUCGAGUAUGGUGGAUUGAUGCACGUGUGUCGCGAGACAGCGUCUUGCACAGGUUUGCCUUUUGCUGCUAUGAACAUAGGGGAGGCACUUGUACGCUGGGAACAAUUCGUCACUCCUAUGCGCACGUUGUUACUGUCUGAUAAAUAA